Molecule: messenger RNA, 846 nt
Organism: Monoraphidium neglectum
Lineage: Eukaryota; Viridiplantae; Chlorophyta; Chlorophyceae; Sphaeropleales; Selenastraceae
Exons: 6
Coding region: 1-846 (281 amino acids)
Biological process (GO): peptidyl-lysine monomethylation
Molecular function (GO): protein-lysine N-methyltransferase activity
Source: RefSeq, a predicted model, not a curated record
AUGUGGGAGGCCGGAAUCGGGGAGCGCUCGAAAUGGCACGGCUACUUCCAGAGCCUUCCCCCGCGCGAGUACCUGCCCAUAUUCUGGUCAAACGAUGAGCUGGCGCUGUUGCAGGGCACCGAGCUUGAGGGCGCAACUGACGAAGACAGGGAUGACACCGAGCAUGACUACGAGACCGUCGUGGCGCCCCUCAUGGCCCGCUACCCAAAGGUCUUCCGCCCCGGGGCCUAUGGGCUGGGCAGCUUCAGGGCGGCUGCAUCGUGGGUCGCCAGCCGCGCCUUUUAUGUUGACUCUUUGCACGGCGAGGGCCUGGUGCCCCUGGCAGAUGCCUUCAACCACAAGGCCUCGGUGGUGGCGCUGGCAGAGGGGUACGAGGUGGGGGAGGUGCUCGACAGGUCAGCAGGGAGGCGCGGCGGCAGCGGCGACGGCAGCGGCGACGGCCGGGACGGCGGCAGCGACGGCGGCAGCGGCGACGGCAGCGACGACGGCAGCGGAAGCGGCAGUGAAGGCAGCAGCGAAGGCGGCAGCGAAGACGGCAGCGGCGACGGCAGCGGCACGGAAGACGAGGAGCAGGAGGAGGAGGAGGACGAGGAGGAGGACGAGGAGGAGGACGAGGAGGAGGAGGAGGAGGAGGGCAACGGCGGCGCUGUCAACGGCGCGGCCGACGCGGGCGCACACCCGGCGUGCGGCGGGCAGGAGUUUGUGGGCGUCGGCGGCGCCCCCCGCUCCGGCAGGCCCGUCAUCCUCAGCUCGUCUGGAGCGACGGAGUGGGAGAGGGACGGGCUGAACCUGCGGCUCGAGAUAGGGAUCUGCAGCGUCGACGACGACGAGGCCCUGCAGCCGUGA